This is a messenger RNA of Hibiscus syriacus, 2542 nucleotides long. Its product is annotated as putative E3 ubiquitin-protein ligase LIN-2. The record is from RefSeq and is a predicted model, not a curated record. Bases 1 to 2538 code for a protein of 845 amino acids. Lineage: Eukaryota; Viridiplantae; Streptophyta; Magnoliopsida; Malvales; Malvaceae. Gene Ontology annotation, molecular function: ubiquitin-protein transferase activity. The transcript has 3 exons. Gene Ontology annotation, biological process: protein ubiquitination.
AUGGCAUCAUCUUUGGAGGAGCUUCUUGCAGAGGAAGGGUUUAGAGGAAGGACUUCGGUUACAAGGUUGAGAUCAUCUGUCAGGUUAGAGGCCUUGAGCAAGCUGGAUUCGCCGUUUAGUAACAGAGUGAGGACGGAGAGGACGAGGUCCGAUGUUUCUCGGUACAGCUCGAAGGGUGAAUUGUCGAGUAGUGAUAGUACCACGCUUAGGAGGCCAAGAGAUUAUCUUGUUAGAAGAGAGAACCUAUAUGCUGAAAUGAAAAAUGGAAAUAAAAACAGGCUUGAAGGAGGAGGUUCUAGUGAUCGGCGAGAGGACGAUUUUCGGGGAAACGAGAUCGUUGAGAUAGGAGUGGAAGAAACCGAGAGAGUGAAGGAUGUAUUUGCUAAUGUCGGGCGGCACAGUUUAGGGAGACGAGAUAAAAGGAACGAUGAUGCUUCUACUAAAUACCUACUUGGUCGAAGAAGCUAUAGUGAUAAUCAUCGAAACAACUUGAAGCUGCAGGAUGCUGCUUAUGACAAUGCUAACAGAGGUUCACGGAAUCGUAAAAGCUUUAAAGAUGGCCACCACGAAAAGCAUGAUGAUCCGGUACCAAUGGUUUCUCAACCUGCCCUUGAUGAAGUUGCUAUUCAAGCACUUGUAUCCAUCUUAAGCAGUUAUAUUAAACGCUUUAUCCGAGACGACGAAUUCCGUGAUGUUCUUCGUCUCAAAUGUUUCUCCUCCCUCGACUUUAUCGGACUAGAAGACAAUGACAUUGAAGACAAAGUCAUUGUCAACCUUGAGCAAGCAAUCGAGAUGGUAGAGAAAGCCAUUGGAGAGUGUGUCAAUGCAAAAGAACUGAAAAAGGCUUCAUUGCAGCUUAGUGUGAUAACUGGCUUGAAUUCGAACGACUUGAAGGACAGCUUCACGCACGGGUUUCCUAACGCAAUGCUGUCCUCAUGUGCUCAUCUUUACCUAAGUUUGAUAUAUAAGCUACAAAAGAAGGACAGGGUUUCGGCAAGGCAUCUUCUGCAAGUGUUUAGAGAUUCACCUUCUCAGGCACGGACGAAUCUCUUGCCCGAACUGUGGGACGAUUUGUUUCGCCCACAUCUUUCACAUCUCGAGGCUUGGUACAAUCAGGAAGCUAGUUCUCUAUCAGAUGCACCAAGCAGGGAGAGGAAACUGAAGCUUCUUGAGAAAGUGUACAAUGAAACCGUGGAUUCUAGCACUUACCAAUUAGCUUCUUAUUACAAGGAUUGGCUCACCGAGGGUAUAGAAGCUCCUCCUUUCCCUUCCAUCCAUGUUCCGUCCGUAUCAGUCGGAAAAAUUCAACAAGAGGAUUCACUUGCUCAUUCUCCAGAUCUAGCUAGUCCAACUAGUCCUUUCUCACCUCAGCCGAUGGUGAGUAAAAAGUUAUAUGAUGCUGUAUUUGGACGAUCCAGUAAACCCGGACUAGAGGAAACCGGAGAUAACGAGUUACAUUACUAUGAUACAUGCGGGAAAAGCUCAGAUAUCUCUUCUAUUUAUGUUAAACAGACAUUAACGUUCUCUUCAGAGACGGUGAAAUAUCCAUGCCAAAAUCAUGGCGAAGCUUCCUCCAAAAGUCCGCGGGAUGAUGCAUCCUUUCUUGAAGAUGGCAUCUCCUCAACAGCCGAGGAAGAAUGGAGACUGCCAGGACUGAGCAUGCUGCAAGAAAAAGAGGCUUAUAACAUAUGGAAGACAACUGCACAAGAUUACGAUGAGCUACAUUCACCUGUUCCUUUAACUGCCAAUGAGCUCAUGCUCAAAAGGCUAGCAAAAUCGGCAUUUCAGCUGCAACAAACUAAGAUCACAGAUGAUCUUACUCUCUCUGGUCUUCCUAACUUUAGUGAAGAGUUGUAUGAAACUUAUGGAUGUUCUGAUGAAGAAUCCUUAUUCUCAAGCAUACACAAGGACUUUAUUUGUCCUCUGACAGGAAAGUUGUUCAAAGACCCGGUGACUUUGGAGACGGGUCAAACCUUUGAGAGAAUGGCCAUCAAGGAGUGGUUUAAUCAGGGAAAAAUAACUUGUCCAGUAACAGGGAAAUCAUUGGAUUAUCUGUUGGUGCCGCAUACCAACAUUAUUUUGAAACGGGUAAUCGACAGUUGGAAAUCGGACAAUUGUAUGAAAAACUUGGCAUUGGCCUUUCAAAUAGUUGGUAAUCCAAAGGAACAUGGGUUACUAAGGAGGGGGGGAAAGGCUAUAUUUAUUUUAGACCAAUUUCUUACCACUUUAAGCAAAGAAGAAAGAAUAAUGAAUACCAUACACCUUAUUUCUCUCGGAGCUUUGCCAUUUCUCAUUCAAAGGUUUAAACCAGGAAACAUGGAAGAGAACGUACGUGUCGCAGCACUUCUUUCCUGUUGCAUUGAAGCAGAUUCAGUCUCCAGAUAUCAAAUAGCGAGAGACAUUAACAAACAGUGUCUAUUCAAGCUGGUUUGCAGCAAGCGAGUAAACUCGAGGACAAAUGCAGUGUUGUUACUGGCAGAACUGAUAUGCUUGAGCAGGUUUGUGAUAUUUAAUUUUUCUAUGAAAGGUUCAACAUAAGGUA